GACUACUUCCAUUAAAAGCAGACGGCCUAGCCUAGCCUACUGUAUAACUUUGGUCGAGCAAAAACACAGAGCAAAAACAUGGCUGAAUCCUGAAUGACUCAGUUUUGUAUAAAUAGGGGACUACAUAGGCGGCAAAAUUUAGUUUUUUCCCGCCAUGGAAGUGCACUUGUAUACCGAGGAGGAAGAAAUUUGCAUUACAGCCGUGAACGAGGAUUCAAAAUGGCGCCUCGGCUCAGUUUUCCCUUUCUCCUCAGUAUACAAGUUUGCACAAAAUUUAAUGUUCUAACUGGUCAAAUGCUAUUCCUCCACAGCAUGUCUCAUUUUGAAGCUAAUGCUGACCUGAUCAGUUCCCGAGGAAAGAAAAAGAAGAAAGUAGCUGGUGACAGUGAUGCUGGUGUAGAAAACAAAGUCCAGCAGAAAACUACGUAAAAUGAUUGGAAAAGAUAAGGAAUGGUGCCUCUUCUAUUUUCAUGUGGCAGAAAGAUCCUUGUACAGUGUCCCAAAAUCAUGGGUGUCUGCCUUCAACAACCUGAAGAAGCCUUUAGGUGAUGGGCGUUAUGAAAUAUUCCAUAAGUGUUGGUGGCCAACAGAAGACAGCAGUGAGGCUACUGCAUCCACAAUGAAGAUGCUAGUAAGAAACUGUUCUGAACCGGACUUCAACCAAUGGACACAACGCAGAGGCAAGUCGUCGGGAACAUUCCUUGAAUUAGAAAAGUGUGAGGCAGCGCUUGCUAAACGAGAAGGAAUAUCAACAACGGAAAGUGAAAACAAUGGAGAGGAGUCUACAGCAGAGAUAUCAACACCAGGGAGAGCUGAGGCAAAAAGCCAAGAUGAUGUGGUUGAUCAUGCUAAUGAAACAGCAGCAACCAUGCCUGCUGUCAGAAGAGUUACUAAACCAGUGAAUUCUCCAUCCGACCAAUCGGCUGCUGUCAGAAGAGUUACUAAACCAGUGAAUUCUCCAUCCGACCAAUCGGUUGAGCCUGAGCCGAAAAACAUGCCUACAGUUGAAUCACACCAACAGCCCGAUCCGUCUAUAUCGGAGAAUAGUAGUGAAUCCACAGGUUUGUAUCAUUAUGGUUAAAUGAGAUUGUACAGUGUCUUGUGCUGUUAAUUCUAAA
This is a messenger RNA of Neoarius graeffei (lesser salmon catfish), 1118 nucleotides long. RefSeq lists its product as uncharacterized. The record is from RefSeq and is a predicted model, not a curated record. Lineage: Eukaryota; Metazoa; Chordata; Actinopteri; Siluriformes; Ariidae. The coding region runs from base 431 to 1081 and encodes 216 amino acids. The transcript has 3 exons.